CGUCAGUUCCGUCACAUGAACACCACCAGUGUCUUUCCGCUCUGUACCAUUGGAUACUUUUAACAUUAAUGCGUAUCAAUGGGGGGUAAGAAUAAACAACGAACUAAAGGAAAUGUCCGGCCGUCCAGUAGCGGCCGAGCUGCGGAGGCACUUACCCGGGAGGGAGGCGUCAUCCCGGGCUUUGUGGGCUUCGACACGACGGUCAACUCGGAGCUGAGUUAUGUCCCCGCUGUCCACGGGGCGGAGGAGAUAGACAACCUGGUGGAUGCAGAUUUCCGCCUGGUGCUCAGGAAACUGUCAAAGAGGGAUGUUGUUACCAGACUGAAAGCUGUGCAGGACUUUGGAUCCAUGUGCCAGGAACGGGAUGCUGAAGAGGUGAAAGGCGUCCUACCGUACUGGCCGAGGAUUUACUGCAAGAUAUCAGUGGACCAUGAUCGGCGGAUCAGGGAGGCCACCCAGCAGGCCUUUGAGCAGCUGGUGCUGAAAGUGCGCCGCAGCUUGGCCCCCUUUCUGAAGAGCUUGAUGGGCCACUGGAUCCUGUCCCAGUGUGACACUUACACACCUGCAGCCUCUGCGGCGUGCCAGGCCUUCCAGGCUGCGUUCUCCCCCAGCAAACAGCCCGAGGCUCUCAGCUUCUGCAAGGAUGAGAUGCUAAACGUACUUCAAGAUGUUUUGUUAAAGGAAACGGCCGACACGCUGAGCGAUCCACAAAGUGUGACAGAGGAGGAGAGGGAAGGCAAAUAUGUGCGCAUGCUGACCAGCUCUCUGUUGGGGGUGAAGAGAUUGCUCUCGCUGCUGCUGCCGAGCGACAGGACGGCCCUGGAGGAGAGACUAACACAUCUUCUCAACUCGGGGAAGUUCUGGAAGUACGGCAAACACAAGACACCUCAGGUGCGAGGGGCCUUUUUUGAGAUGGUGUGUGCUCUGUGUGAGUACACUCCAGAUCUGGUGCAGGCUGAAGCCGCUCGACUCUGCCCCGCUGUUCUCCUCAGCAUCGACGACACGGACCCCAUAGUGCUGCCCCCUGUGUGGGAGGCUGUUCUUCAUGUGGUGUCUACCAUCCCUGAUUGCUGGACACACGUGAACGCUAAGAAGGGCUUCUUACCUAAACUUUGGGCACUAUUAAAAGAGGGGGGCAAGGGAAUGGCUAAAUCCCUCCACCCUAAUCUAAUGCCACUCCUCAGCAAACUGCCCCAACAGGUCACAGAUCCAACCUUGGACUUCCUCACCACCUUCUUCUCCUCAUUAAUACAAGGGUAAUUCGAUUUUAUUUUAUGCUCUGGAUAGUUGAUA
Notothenia coriiceps (black rockcod) is the source of this 1293-nucleotide messenger RNA. RefSeq names its product E3 ubiquitin-protein ligase listerin-like. The transcript is spliced from 8 exons. Gene Ontology annotation, molecular function: ribosomal large subunit binding; ubiquitin protein ligase activity. The coding region runs from base 79 to 1260 and encodes 393 amino acids. Gene Ontology annotation, biological process: ribosome-associated ubiquitin-dependent protein catabolic process; rescue of stalled cytosolic ribosome. Lineage: Eukaryota; Metazoa; Chordata; Actinopteri; Perciformes; Nototheniidae. The record is from RefSeq and is a predicted model, not a curated record. Gene Ontology annotation, cellular component: RQC complex; cytosol.